Molecule: messenger RNA, 2269 nt
Organism: Prunus avium (sweet cherry)
Lineage: Eukaryota; Viridiplantae; Streptophyta; Magnoliopsida; Rosales; Rosaceae
Gene: SCL1
Product: SCARECROW-like 1
Source: RefSeq, a predicted model, not a curated record
GGUAUAAACAUGCAGACUGAUGAACACAAAUGAAAGCAAAAGAAAAGGUGAAAACCACAGGAAGAGGCCAGGAGAAUGUGGAAUUGAAAGUUUCCUUGAAGAAGAGAAUUGUUGGGUAUUUUGGCCCUUUUCCUCUGUCUUAAUCCCAAGGUCAAAUCCUCCAUCUUUCCCCUUCCUACAAAGCAAAUUUUGAGGUUCAUCUUCAUUUGGGCUGUCUACUUAAUUAUACAGGACUUGAUUGCUCAUAUCAUCUCAUCACCUUCUUCAUAGAGGUCUUCAUCUUGCAGCAUCAGAACUCAACUGUGUGACAGAACUAGUCUUAUUCAACAACUGAAGAGGUAAAACAAGACCAUGUCUUUAGUUAGGCCAGCGGAGCUCUCCACCACAUCUUACAGAAACUUCAAACUCUACUCUCUAAAGGGCAGCAAUGACAGUUCCACCUUGUCCACUCAAACAUUUAUCUCCGAUAAGCAUAAGACUCUGUAUGCGGCUGAUCCUGACUCCGCUGAGAGCUAUGAGAACUUGCUUGACUCCCCAAUGGAAGAAAUUGCAAAACCAUCUAGCUCUGGCAUUUCUGGAAAUUCAACUAAUCCACAAGGUGACUCAUCUUACCAGCUCAGAGCUGGAUCAGUUUCCUCCUUGAACACUCAAAAUCCAUUUAACACUUCUUUAAUGUCCAUGAGGCAACAUGAUGCUUAUCAAUCCAAUUUUGAAUCAGAUUACUUUGAGAGUCAAAGCCCCGAUGCAGAUAGCUUUGAUGAAGAUAAGAUGAGACUGAAGCUUCAAGAAUUGGAGCGAGCACUUCUUGAGGACAAUGAUGAUGAAAAUGAUGAGGAAAUAAACUGCAGUAGUCAAAGCAUGGAAGUGGAUGGUGAAUGGACCGAUCCAAUCCAGAAUGAAUUGCUCCAUGACUCACCCAAGGAGUCUUCAUCAUCUGAGUCUAAUGUGAGCAGCAUCAGCAGCAACAAAGAAAUAACACAAGCUUCUCCUCAGACACCCAAGCAGCUGCUUUACAACUGUGCUGGUGCACUUUCAGAGGGCAACAUCAAAGGAGCAUCAACAAUGAUAAGUGAGCUCCGGCAGAUGGUCUCGAUUCAAGGAGAUCCUGCUCAGAGGAUUGCAGCUUACAUGGUAGAAGGCCUCGCAGCUCGCGUGGCUUCGUCAGGAAAAAUUAUUUACAGAUCUUUGAAAUGCAAGGAACCCCCAUCCUCUUAUCGCCUUGCAGCCAUGCAAGUCCUUUUUGAGGUGUGCCCUUGCUUCAAAUUUGGCUUUAUGGCUGCAAAUGGAGCCAUUAUAGAAGCAUGUAAAGAUGAAAAAAAAGUUCACAUAAUAGAUUUCGACAUAAGCCAGGGGAAUCAAUACAUAACACUCAUACAAACACUUGCUAAUCGGCUAGGUAAGCCACCACACUUGAGGUUAACAGGGGUUGAUGAUCCUGAGUCUGUUCAACGUCCUGUUGGGGGCCUUAACAUCAUUGGACAAAGGCUCGAGAAGCUUGCCGAAGCACUUAAAGUUCCAUUUGAGUUUCAAGCAGUGGCCUCGAGGACUUCAAUCGUCAAUACCUCAAUGCUGGACUGCAGGCCCGGGGAAGCACUUUUGGUAAACUUUGCUUUUCAGCUUCACCACAUGCCUGAUGAAAGUGUUUCAACAGUAAACCAGAGGGACCAGCUUCUUCGGAUGGUCAAGAGCUUGAGGCCAAAACUCGUUACAGUUGUAGAACAAGAUGUGAACACCAAUACUACCCCCUUUUUCCCAAGAUUUAUUGAAGCCUACAAUUACUACUCUGCUGUUUUUGAUUCCCUUGAUGCAGCUCUCCCAAGAGAGAGUCAGGAUAGGAUGAAUGUUGAAAGGCAGUGCCUGGCACGGGACAUAGUGAACAUUGUUGCAUGCGAAGGAGAGGAAAGAAUAGAGCGUUAUGAGGUAGCUGGAAAGUGGAGGGCUAGGAUGACCAUGGCAGGAUUUACUUCAUGUCCUAUGAGCACAAGUAUAACUGAUUCAAUUCGGGAACUUAUCAGACAGUACUGUGACAGGUACAAGGUGAAGGAGGAGGCCGGUGCACUUCAUUUUGGAUGGGAAAACAAAAGUUUGAUUGUUGCUUCAGCAUGGAGGUGAUGAUGUUGAUGGAUAUGUAUCAUUUAGUUCCAAACUACUGUUAUGCUUUCAUUCAGUCUUGUACUUAUAGUUUUGUGUGAGAUCAAGACGUACACUGAUACAGGUAAUCGUAUUCGGAGUUAAUAAAUAAGGACCUAGGGAGCUGCUACGUAUCUAA